Messenger RNA from Poecile atricapillus (Black-capped chickadee), 417 nucleotides. Its product is annotated as feather beta keratin-like. NCBI's taxonomy places the organism in Eukaryota, Metazoa, Chordata, Aves, Passeriformes, Paridae. The record is from RefSeq and is a predicted model, not a curated record. Bases 1 to 336 code for a protein of 111 amino acids. Gene Ontology annotation, cellular component: intermediate filament. The transcript has a single exon. Gene Ontology annotation, molecular function: structural constituent of cytoskeleton.
AUGGCCUGCAACAGCCUCUGCCGUCCCUGCGGACCCACCCCGCUGGCCAACAGCUGCAACGAGCCCUGUGCCCUGCAAUGCCAGGAUUCCCGUGUCAUCAUCGACCCUGCCCCUGUGCUGGUCACCCUGCCAGGACCCAUCAUGACCUCCUUCCCCCAGAACACCGUCGUUGGAUCCACCUCCUCGGCUGCCGUGGGCACUGAACUCAGUGUGCAGGGACAGCCCAUCUCUGGUGGCUUUGGUGGCUUUGGCUACGGCCUUGGCUAUGGCCGUGGAUUUGGCUACGGGCUGGGAGGCCUGGGCUGCUAUGGCAGAAGGGGUGGCUACAUCUGCUAAGGGACCUCAGCAGCAACCCUGACACCAACCACCAGCUCAGGGCUCUGGCAACAGCUCCUACAAGCAAAGCACUUCAGCUGA